AUGGGAAGAGCUCCUUGCUGUGACAAAGCCAAUGUAAAAAAAGGUCCAUGGUCACCUGAAGAAGAUACCAAACUCAAGUCUUACAUAGAGAAGAAUGGUACUGGUGGAAAUUGGAUAGCUCUUCCUCAGAAGAUAGGACUUAAGAGAUGUGGAAAAAGCUGUCGUCUUAGAUGGUUAAAUUAUCUUCGACCAAAUAUCAAACAUGGUGGUUUCUCUGAGGAAGAAGAUGAUAUUAUCUGCAGUCUCUAUGUUAGUAUUGGAAGCAGGUGGUCUAUCAUAGCAGCGCAAUUACCGGGACGAACCGAUAACGAUAUAAAGAACUACUGGAACACUAGGCUGAAGAAGAAGCUUCUUGGAAAACAAAGGAAGGAGCAACAAGCUCAAGCUCAAGCUCAACGAGCUCGGCGGGUUAGCAACAUGAAACAAGAGAUGAAAAGAGAGACAGGUAAUCAGAAUUUGAUGGUAUCAGCAGCUUCUGGUGUUAAUACUAUGAGUACUACUACUCCUUAUUGGCCUUUAGAGUAUUCUUCUGUUCAUCCUAUGCCAGUUUCAAAUUCAUCCAUAAUUGACUAUGAUCUCAACAAUCAAACUUCCUUCACAAGCAUAAUGAACAUGACCACAAACCCUUUAGCCAUGGUGAGUAAUACAAACAAUAUAUUUCAAGGGUUUGAAAAUUUUCCAAGUGAUUUAACUGAGCUUGUAUGUGAGAACCAACAAGUAAUGAAUAGAACAAUUGAUGGUUUUUAUGGAAUGGAAUCUAUUGAUAUGAGCAAUGGUAGCACAAUAACAACAACAACUUCAACAGAAAGUACUAGUUGGGGAGAUAUGAACUCUUUGGUAUAUUCACCUUUGGUUUCUGACUAUGAAGGUUGUUGUCAACAAGGAUCAAUCAUUCCUCAAGAUGCUGCUGUUUUCGAAGAGUCUAGGUAUUUUGGAAUGCAAAUGCAAUAA
Vicia faba (fava bean) is the source of this 951-nucleotide messenger RNA. NCBI's taxonomy places the organism in Eukaryota, Viridiplantae, Streptophyta, Magnoliopsida, Fabales, Fabaceae. The record is from the annotation of a GenBank genome assembly.